This is a messenger RNA of Amphiprion ocellaris (clown anemonefish), 3559 nucleotides long. It is a transcript of the gene cyp17a1, whose product is annotated as steroid 17-alpha-hydroxylase/17,20 lyase. Gene Ontology annotation, molecular function: heme binding; iron ion binding; steroid 17-alpha-monooxygenase activity. The record is from RefSeq and is a predicted model, not a curated record. The transcript is spliced from 8 exons. Bases 56 to 1606 code for a protein of 516 amino acids. NCBI's taxonomy places the organism in Eukaryota, Metazoa, Chordata, Actinopteri, Pomacentridae. Gene Ontology annotation, biological process: hormone biosynthetic process; progesterone metabolic process.
GCUGCUUGGGACUGCACUGCAUCAUAUCCCUAAGUCAGGUCCCUCUGAUAGGAAUAUGGCUUUGUUUCUGUGUCUCUGUGUGUUUAUGGCUAUGGGGUUGACUUUGAUAGCAUGGCAGCUGAAACUCAGGAUGUCCACACAUGGCCCCCGGGAGCCACCCUGCCUCCCAGCACUACCCCUGAUUGGCAGUCUGCUGAGUUUGCAAAGCCCACACCCUCCUCAUGUGCUUUUCAAAGAGCUACAGCUGAAAUACGGACAGACAUACUCUCUAAAGAUGGGCUGCCACAAUGUCAUCAUCGUCAACCAGUACGUGCACGCCAAAGAAGUCCUGCUGAAAAAGGGAAAGACAUUUGCAGGAAGACCCAGAACUGUAACCACAGAUGUUCUAACCAGAGCUGGCAAAGACAUCGCAUUCGGGGACUACAGUGCUACUUGGAGGUUCCACAGGAAAAUAGUCCAUGGAGCUCUGUGCGUGUUUGGAGAAGGUUCAGCCUCCAUUGAGAAGAUCGUCUGUGCAGAGGCCCAGUCUCUGUGCUCCGUGCUGUCUGAGACAGCAGCUGUGGGACUGGCCCUGGAUCUGUCUCCUGAGCUAACUCGGGCCGUCACCAACGUCAUCUGUUCGCUCUGCUUCAACUCCUCCUACUGCCGAGGAGACCCAGAGUUUGAGGCCAUGCUGCGCUACAGCCAAGGCAUUGUGGACACUGUGGCUAAAGACAGUCUUGUGGACAUCUUCCCCUGGUUACAGAUCUUUCCCAAUGCAGACCUGCAUCUUCUAAAACAGUGUGUUUCAAUCAGAGACAAACUUCUACAGAAAAAAUACGAUGAACACAAGGCAGACUACAGCGACCAUGUGCAGAGAGAUCUGCUGGAUGCUCUACUGAGAGCUAAACGCAGCGCUGAGAACAACAACACUGCAGAGAUCAGUGCUGAGUCUGUGGGCCUCAGUGACGACCACCUCCUCAUGACAGUGGGAGACAUCUUUGGAGCCGGUGUAGAAACUACCACCACUGUGCUCAAAUGGGCCAUUACCUACCUCAUCCAUCACCCACAGGUGCAGAGACGAAUUCAGGAUGAGCUGGACAGUAAGGUGGGAGAGGACCGGUCCCCCAAACUCAGUGACAGAGGCACUCUGCCCUACCUGGAGGCCACUAUCAGGGAGGUGUUACGGAUCCGCCCUGUGGCCCCCCUGUUCAUCCCCCACGUGGCCCUUAAUGACACCAGCAUCGGAGAUUUCACAGUUAGAAAAGGAACUCGAGUCAUCAUCAACCUGUGGUCUCUGCACCAUGAUGAGAAGGAAUGGAAAAAUCCUGAGCUCUUUGACCCUGGCAGGUUCUUGGACAAUGAAGGCACAGGUCUGAUCAUCCCAUCGUCCAGCUACCUUCCAUUUGGUGCUGGGGUCAGAGUAUGUUUAGGUGAGGCCUUGGCUAAGAUGGAGCUCUUCCUCUUCCUGUCCUGGAUCCUGCAGCGCUUCACUCUCUCUGUCCCACCAGGCCACGCUCUGCCCAGCCUAGAGGGCAAGUUUGGUGUGGUCCUCCAGCCAGCCAAGUACAAAGUGAACGCCACACCCAGACCAGGCUGGGAGAGACACAAGUGCCAGGCAUGUUGAGAGUUACACCCCAAGUCUCCACAACAGUGGUUGUCAGUUGUGAUCUCAGAGCAUGUUUUUUAAUGUAACAUACACUAUCGUUCAAAAAUUUCGGGUCACUUAGAAAUGCCUACAUUUUUGAAAGAGAAACAGUUGUUUUCAAUGAAGACAACGUUAAUCAGAAAUCCAGUCUAGACAUUCUUAAUGUGGUAAAUGACUAUUCUAGCUGGAAAUGGCUACAUAGGGGUACAGAGGGACAUUUCCAACAACCAUCACUCCUGUGUUCUAAUGCUACAUUGUGUUAGCUAAUGGUGUUGAAAGGCUAGUUGAUGAUUAGGAAACCCUUGUGCAUGUAUGUUAGCACAUGAAUAAAAGUGUGAGUUUUCAUGGAAAACAUGAAAUUGCCUGGGUGAGCCCAGACUUUUGAACGAUAGUGUAUGUCGCCAGCUAGGAGAUCAAACAUGCAACAGUGCAAUGGAUCUAUGAACAUUUCUUUAUUUUCUAUUAUUUUUUUGCCAUUAUUGUUAUUGUUUCUUUGCAAUGUAAUAGUCUCUACUAACAGCUCCUAACAUCAUUUAUAAAAUAAAAUCUGAUUUGUGGUAUGCAGUAAUUGUACACGUUAUCUCUGUUGUCAUGAAGUACUUUACAUAAGAAUCUAGGAUUGGAUGAGAGACUACAGUUUAAUACAUUGAUUCUGCAGGUAAGAGUGAUUUAACAGAUAUUCACAUUACUAUUGUCCUAUAAUGUAGACAAUCUCAGAUUAUAUGACAAAAGAGCUUGUUGCACAAUGGGUGGCUCUAGAAGAUCACAUUACACAACAUUCUCUCAGAGAUUCAUAUUUCUUAGACUUUUGAUCAAACAUUAUUAUUAACAGUUAUUUAAAUGAAAACAUGCCAGAAGUUUACAUCUCAGUGUAUCUACAACUAAUUGUUGCAGCUAGAGCAGAGUUACAACCAGACCCUGUUGCCUAAAGUUGUGAAUACCUAAGUUUUGAUAUGUAACAUUUAACACAUACUUUGCACUUUGUAGGCCUUUCUAAUCUUUUAAAAUGUAAAAUAUUUUUAAAAAAGUAACUGCAAAUGUUGGAAAUGUACAUGCAAAAAUAUUUGACUUUUUAAUGUAGUGCAGAGUUUUAUAAAGCAUACUUAAAGUCAAAGUAGUUAAGUAUUUUGAAAACUGCAACUAAGUACAGUACUUGAGCAUGCACUCUGUUACAUUACCCCCACUAGGUCACAUGGGACAUUCAGCAUAAAGUUUAUAGCAUUAAUUCCAUCAGUGCAAAAGAGUCAUGUCAGGCUAUGUACCACUCUACUGCUCUUAAUCAUUGAUUGUUUUUAAAAUGAUGCUUUCAUUCCAUUUGUUUCUACUUUACUGUUCUCUCAUUUGUUGAGAUGCUGCCUUUAAAAAAUGUAAGUCCUGGUUGUUGAGAGGUGGGCCUCCGUGGAUCAAACAAAUUUUUCAGGCACAUCACACAGACACCUACAGAUCUGUAAUUGAGAUCAGGGGAAUUUGGUGGCAAAAUCAACAUGUUGAACUCUAUUAUGCCCCUAAAACCAUUCCCAAAGCAGUAUGUGUUAUCCCACUGCAAGAGUAAACUGCCGCCAGUGGUUGCAGUGAAGGAGUGUACAUGAUCUGUAACAAUGUGUUAUCACAUUGGUCGAAGUUACAUCCACGUGAAUGCCAGAAAUUAAGGUUUCCCAACAUUGCCCAGGGCAUCACACUGUACCUACCAGUUGUGCACAUGGUGUUACAGAGUAUUUAAAUUCAUCAAACUAGGCUACUUCUAUCAUUGUUCCUUGAUCCAGUUCUGAUUCUCAUAGGCGUUAUUGGCAGUGGACAGGAGUCAGCAUGGGCAUUCUGUACAAAGCAAGCUGCAACGCACUCUGUUCUGACUUUUUAAUUAUAGCAACAUUGGGUUUUGUUUUGUUUGUUUGUCUGUUUACCAAUUUGUGAUAAAGUAAUUCUUCUGCGGGA